AUUUAUUUUAGUCAAAUGAUUUGAAAAAGGUUUAAUCUUAUUAAGAUUAAUAUAUAUGUAUAUGAUAACAUCUGAUGAACAACUAUCUACAUAAUAUGAAGUAUAAAUAAUUUAAUAAAUAAUACUUUAAUUUGAUAUAGUAAGGAGUGAGUCAGGAAGCAGGAUCUACAGACAGGUCCUCCCCGGUCUGUCCUGCAGGACAUGUCCUUCAGGCUGUCGAAGGUCUUGUCUCUGACUCGUUGACUCAGGUUUGGUUUUUGUUGCUGAAUGUUUCUGGAUCAGAACGUCUGAAAGGAAACGAGUCGACUGAUCCGUGUCCUGACGUCAGGUUCACACAGCUGGAACUGAUCCACACACCUGAUGACAUCAUGAGCCGGUGGCGUCAUUCAGUGGACGAGCUGGCAGCGCGGCGCCGGCAGCAGGGCGAGUGUGAGCGUGCACAGGAAGCUCUCAGUCGGGUCACUUCCUGUUUCCAGCAGCUGGCAGCGUCGCUCGGCAGCUCAGCUGACUGCAGCUUCCUGAGAGACGAGAUGGACGAGACGAGAGCGCUGGCUCACCGGAUCUGCUGCGGUCUGUCGCGGCGUCUGAUGCGUCUGCUGUCAGGCAGUGACUCCCCCCCCUCGGAGGACAGACAGGGUUCGGAGCGUCUCUGGGUUCUCUUACUGUCGGCGCUGGAGAACUUCCUGUCUGACCUCUGGAAAGCGAGUGAUCUGAUUGGACAGUUCCCUCUGACGCAGCGCUACGACAGACGCUUGUUGGUGAACACAGGGUGCAUGGAUGGUGUGGUGGGCGUGGCUGCUCGGGUGGCGUUAGUCCAGGUGCCAUGGCUCACCUUAGAGGAGGAGUCAAGUCCUGAUCUAACCAAUCACAUCGCUGGACUGGAGACGAUGCUGCGCGAGAUGCAACUGAGGGUGCCCGUUGCGUUUUGGUCUGUGGAGGCGACUCAGCCGGCCUGGGUCGAAGGUCGCGGGGAGGUGGACGAGCCACAUGACACCCUGGAGGAUCUGAUGGAGGUCGAGGUCGUUGCCAACAACAUGGCCGCCUGCUGCCAGCCGCCAUGCUGCGGACUGGGCUGUGUUGGGUAGAACGGGGGGGGAUUCAACUCAUCUUUAUUCAUACAAACAGGAAGAAGAAUUAUUAUCAAUCAACAAAUCGUUGUCAAUGAUCACUAAGAAACAAUUUCAUCUCGUUCAAACUAAAUGUUCUAUAUUUUAAACCAUAUAAUAAAAUGGUUACAACAGGAAGUAUGAAGAUUAAGUUAAGUAAUAAUUAUUUCACAUAAGUGAUUUUGAAUAAAAAGCUGUAAAAUGUUUCAUUCAAACCUCAGCGAGGACAAUCGUAUCUUAUUUUGAGUUACAAAUAUUUAUGUGAAUGAACAGGAAGUAAAAACCGGGUGAGUGUAGAACUGUUGCCUCCUGAGAGGAACAGCUGAUCAGUUUGUCUGAACACUCGACUGAAGGUUCCUGAGCUUUCAACCACUUGACAUGAGCUGCGCUGGAGAGGGACUCGACCUCGAGACUGAACUUUGUUUCAGCUGAGAAAUUCAAUUAAACCAUAUUGAACUGGUGUGAAUACACAGGGGAGGAAAUUCAUCACAUCGUCUUUGUAGAGAAACAAACUGAGUAAUCGGCAAUAACACAAACAAGAAAUAACAGAAUAGAGACACUGGCAGUGGUUGUAUAGCUUCACACAGUCAUAAACAUAUACAUCUUUUAACACCGUACAAUUAUGGAUAUACACACCAGAAAACAUCUGAAUUGUUAAAAUAAAAACAUGAGACGUCAUGAAGCCUUCAGCCAAUCAGAGCAGAGUUGUGACCGGUGCAGCAGCUGGAGAACGUCUGUAAAGGUCACGUGACCUGGUGACGAUCUGCAGCGCUGGGUGACAGACUGGAACAAGCAUGCGUUGUGCUGGGA
Platichthys flesus (European flounder) is the source of this 1916-nucleotide messenger RNA. RefSeq names its product regulator of G-protein signaling 9-binding protein. Bases 369 to 1085 code for a protein of 238 amino acids. Gene Ontology annotation, cellular component: neuron projection. The transcript has 5 exons. Gene Ontology annotation, biological process: G protein-coupled receptor signaling pathway. NCBI's taxonomy places the organism in Eukaryota, Metazoa, Chordata, Actinopteri, Pleuronectiformes, Pleuronectidae. The record is from RefSeq and is a predicted model, not a curated record.